This is a messenger RNA of Armigeres subalbatus, 1048 nucleotides long. RefSeq lists its product as uncharacterized. NCBI's taxonomy places the organism in Eukaryota, Metazoa, Arthropoda, Insecta, Diptera, Culicidae. The record is from RefSeq and is a predicted model, not a curated record. The transcript has 2 exons. Bases 252 to 587 code for a protein of 111 amino acids.
CUGGUUGUGUAUUUGUUCGCUGACGAUGACGGAGACCAUCUGAUGGGAACACGAGCUGAUAAGUUUAUGAUAUGUGCACCGGUGGCUUCGUCGCUCAAUCGUUCGCUUAUCAAUCUGCGUCUCCAAACGGCAGGUACGAUUGUCGCUACGAUAGGGCAAUAAUAACACUCGAUUCGCAACCACCCAACCAUCAUCAGUCAAGGGCUUUCUUCUUCGCGUGAUUUUGGAAGACACCGAGUGCAGAAAUAGAAAUGACGCUUCGGGAAAACUCCGACCACGAGAUACCGCCAAACCGAAAGUUUUCGGUUUCGCAGUCCGGUCGGUUCAAAUCACGGUCCAAAAUUAGGCCGUCUCUCAGUGGGGACAUGUUUCGCGCGGAACCGGUCAACACUGAAGAAAUCCAACCAAAACCAGACUCCACUGGAGAUGGCGUAUCUCACCGAACGGUCGGACAGCUAGACGGUAACGGUAAUAGUGCCAAUUCGGGGAAUCACCCACAGCAGAUGCAUCAAACGCAUUCACAUUACCACGACGGCCAUAAUCUUCAGCAUCGACCAACGCGGGAAAUACUGGAAACGUCCCUAUGAACCGAUUCCGGACUGCAUGUUUGGCAGAUCACGUUGUCGAAACCGACGGUUGCACGCUAUUUUAUUAGCUGUCGCACGAGAUGACGAUAGCAUUUCGACCAUUUGGGGCAUGGUUUCCCGAGGUAAAAUGUUCAAAACGAGAAUUUCUAUGCAUUGUUGGAUUCAAUUGAAGUAAACAAAUAGAUACGAGAUACGAAAAUGAUCGCUGUGAACCUUGUCCUUAAACUUUUAGAGCUAUAGAUGAAACGGAACAAUCGAGUUAAGUGGCUUAUCUGUGAUGCAAUGUGUUUGUGUGCAUGUGCUUUGUUUGGUAGGAAACUCCUAGAAAGCAAACACUGAUUGUUUAUUCGGAAAUCCAGUACGGGUUGUGGUUAUUGUGUUUUAAGGUACUUGUAAGUGUUUAAAUAAUAUUUGGUGAAGUACUACUUAUGUUAAAUAAAGAUAAAUUCAUGCUGAAGAAA